CUCGGCUGUCUUUUCCAAUUAAUCCGUCACCCGUUCUCCGUGGGAUGUACAGUCAAAUAGGUGAAUAUCCUGGAAUAUUCACCUGGAACCAAUUUCCUCCCAACCUUGUGCUGUAGACCUUGUCGAGGCUCGUUUGCCUCGAGCUCGAGCCAGACCCAAGACCCAGAGUUCGUCCGUCGGCUGGAUUCCGACAAAUCCUUUCGCCCACAUAAUGUGUGUUCCUACAAGAACAAUGCCGAAAUCCACUUUUGUCCACCACGUUCCCAUUUCUCCUGCUAGAUCCGGCAUCCCGUACUAUUUGUCCAAGCUAGACGCUCUGGGGAACAUCUCCGAUCGGUGGUGAGACCUUUCGAGUCCCGACCGAGGUGCCUGGUGGCCAUCAGACAUUCCAUAAAACCUCGAGCAUCGCGACUGGUUUCCCCCCUGGCGACGAUUUAAACUCGCGAUCGGCACACCUACCUCCCACUUCUGGUCUGCAAGCCUUCUCCAUCUUUUGACUUUCCACCACAUUAUCACUCCACUAUGAAGGCCUGGUUGGUAACCGUUGCGGCGUUGGCCUCAACGGCCGUUGCCUCUCCUUCGUUCCAACCUCGCUCCUCGAGUCAAUGCCGCUGCUUGCCCGGUGAUCACUGCUGGCCAGCGGCGCCAGCUUGGGCUUCGUUGAACCGCACCGUUGGUGGUCGUCUGAUCGCUACCGUCCCCAUUGGUAGCCCUUGCCACGACCCCAACUACGAUGCGGCGGCUUGCGCGGCCCUGCAGGACUCCUGGACGGAGCCUCAGCCUCACCUGGCGUCCUCCUCCUCGGUGAUGCAGAUGUUCUUUGCCAACCAGACUUGCGACCCCUUCACUGCGGAGAGCAAGCCCUGCACGUUGGGCAACUUCCCUGACUACUCCGUCAAUGUUUCGUCUAGCGCCGAUAUUGUGGCUGCCGUUAACUUUUCCCGGGAAAACAACAUCCGCUUUGUGAUUAAGAACACCGGUCACGACUAUCUGGGUCGCUCAACCGGUGCCGGUGCCCUCUCUGUCUGGACCCACCAUCUGACCGACAUUGAAUACACCGAAUGGUCGGACUCUUACUACCAGGGUCCCGCCUUCAAGAUCGGUGCCGGUGUCUUGGGCUACCAGAUCCUCGAAGCUGCGACUGCCAAGGGUCUCGUCGUCGUCACUGGUGAAUGCCCUACUGUCGGUCUCGCUGGUGGCUACACCCAGGGUGGUGGCCACUCCGCCCUGAGCACCCAGUUCGGUCUCGGUGCCGAUCAGACUCUGGAGUUUGAGGUUGUCACCGCCGCCGGUAAGGUGGUGACUGCCUCGCGCUCCAAAAACUCCGAUCUGUUCUGGGCUCUCAGCGGUGGUGGUGCCGGUAACUACGGUGUCGUUGUUUCCAUGACCGUCCGGGCUCACCAGGAUGCCACCAUCUCUGGUGCUGCGCUCGAGUUCACUGUCUCCGGCAUCACUACCGAUACCUUCUACGAGGCCGUCGCGCAGUUCCACCAGCUGCUGCCCGCUAUGAUCGAUCAGGGUGUGACCGUCAUCUACGAGAUGACCAACACCGUCUUCAUCAUCAACCCUGUCACUGCCUACAACAAGACCUCUGCCGAGGUCAAGGCUAUCCUGACCCCCUUCACCGAUGCCCUCACCAACCUUGGUAUCACCUACGCGUUGGGUCUGACCCAGUACACUUCGUACUAUGAUCACUACAACAAGUACAUGGGUCCCCUCCCCUGGGGUAACUUGGCCGUUUCCACCUACCAGUACGGUGGCCGUCUGAUUCCCCGCGACACCCUGGAGAACAACUACGAGGGCAUGGCAUCUGCUCUGCGUAACAUUACCGAGUCCGGCGUCAUCGCCGUCGGUGUCGGCAUGAACGUGUCCAACCCCGCCUCCGCCAGCAGCGGCGUCUUCCCCGCUCUCCGCAACGCCGCCGUGACCAUGCAGAUCGGUACCGCCUGGAACGAGACUGCUCCCUGGUCCGAGAUGGUCGCUGACCAGUGGAAGAUCACCAACGAGUACGUUCCCCAGCUGGAGGCCGUCACCCCCAACAGCGGCUGCUACCAGAACGAGGCCAACUUCCGCCAGCUCAACUGGAAGGACACCUUCUUCGGAAGCAACUACAGCCCUCUGCUCACCGUCAAGAACAAGUGGGAUCCCAAAUCGUUCUUCUACGCCCUCAAGGCCGUUGGCAGUGAUGCUUGGACUGUGGCCGACUCUGGCCGCAUGUGCCGUGCUUAAAUAAAAUGAGGGGGUAGACGGUGGAUUUGUAUACUAUCGUCCUGAAACGACUAUAUAAUGUUUGCGUUGAAAAGCGCUUGGUGUAAUAUAGAUUGAAUUCCUUGUGUGAUAACGAAUAGAAUUGAUCUGCUGAUUGAAACAUUCACAACU
This is a messenger RNA of Penicillium brasilianum, 2379 nucleotides long. The record is from the annotation of a GenBank genome assembly. Lineage: Eukaryota; Fungi; Ascomycota; Eurotiomycetes; Eurotiales; Aspergillaceae.